AUGGUGCAACAGCAUUAUGCCAAGCGCUUCAUCCUUGACUCCAAGGAAGACCGCAAAAGCAUGGAAAUUCGCAGCAAGCCUGUGAAAUUCUUGAAUGAAGGAGACAAAGUGGCUUUGGUAUCGACAAAUCAUGGCGCUGACCGCCAGGUCUUGGCAAUUCUGGAAUACCAAGGUUGCUCAAAGAUCAAGAAGGCUGAUUUUCACAAGUACUUUCAACUACACCGAGUCACACUGCAGGAGAUUGAACAAUUCAAAUUUUGGGAAAAUAUGACUUCAGAUUCCACAGGCGGUUGCUGGGGCUGGCACAUGGAAGCAGUUCACAUAUUUGACCCUCCUUUGGUCUACCCAGUAAAGCCCAGUGGCGAGAUGACUUGGUUGUAUCUGAAAGUCGAUGAGCUUUGCUUGCCGCGAAUUCAACGCAAUGGAUCAUCUAGCAGUUCCCUACAUGAGCCCGUGGCUGACAUAUGCUCUGAAGAGUCUACACUCAAACACAAGAGAUCAUGGUCUUCCUCCUUUGCAAAUGAUAGUCUAGAUUCAUCAGCGAAGAAGGCCAAAGCCGGGACAAAUGAAUCCAAUGAGGAAAUUGAGGAUUCAGCCCUGCCUUGGAACUUCGAUGAUCCUGAUGAGCAAGUUCAUUGCAUUGUUCUGCAAGAGAGAGAGUUUGAUGGUAUUCUCAAAGGCCACCAGGGACUCCUAAGACCAUUCAAGAGCCGUGAGCUGAAUUUGUGUGCUUUGGUCCGGAGGGAGCAGGGAUAUGAUUUUGUUGGCAUUCUUAAUCUGUAUUCUUGCACGCCCGUUGAUGCCAAAGAGGCCGCCGAGAAGACUUCUACAGAGAUGUAUGGUAGGGCAGAGAUUGGGCUUAUGAAGACGAAGAAGGCCCUCUUCUACUGGAGUAUCCAGAAUUUUUGUGUCCUGCAGGAACGAAGCCCUGUGAGAUGGAUUGACAACGCCUACAAGAACCGGACUUUCACAAUGUCUGCUUCAAGAUUGUCCCCAAAGUAUGUGCAGGAGUCUGUCCAACCUGAUCUACGUCAUACUUGUUGUUACUUUAUGGAUGCAUGUGAUGCUGAGUUUGCGGAGCGCAUAGUCCAGAGUUUCAGCCAGUUGUCUGGUAAAUGCAUUCGAGUGGGCACUGCCUGCAGCGGCACCGACAUCUGCGACACAACGGUGCGAGUAGAGCAGAUCUUUGCAGUGGAGUCUGACCCAGAAAAACGGAGUUACCUGAUGAAGGAACAUCCACAGUGCCAGCACCUCUUUGACGAUGUAAAAGUAUUUGCAGAUGGUGAGGGCUUCUGCCACGUCUGCGGCCAGAUUCACGAGGUGAGCCCGCGCAACCUCCCCAUCGACGUCUUUAUUUGCGGUCCUAGCUGCAAGGACUUAUCUCGGCUGAACACAGCUCGAAGAGACAAGGUUGGGUGCUAUGAAGAGGAGGAUAUGAAUGAUUCCACUCUCUCCGGUAUUAUUGAAUCCACAUCCGGAAGUACCUACAAACUCGGGUUCCGGAAAGUCCUACAAGACUACUGCCCAUCAAUUGCCAUCUACGAGAACGUGCGCGCUGCAAACGAGCGCAGCAAAGACAAAAAUGGAACAAUUCAGCCAUCACCAGUGGAGGCUUUCACCAUCUUGGAUUCGCAGAAUUUUUUAGUGCCUCAGCGGCGCAACCGCGUGUAUGGCAUUGCUACACUCAUCAGUGGAGAAUCCAAACGCGAGGAGAUCAAGACCAAUUUCAUUGAUUGCGUGAAGUCAAUGCAGACCAACUUCCACUUCCCUGCGCAGACCAUCUUUGCAGCAUUGCCAGAGGAGCCACCCAAGAGAGGGCGGCAUGCAAAGCUAGUGGAGAUGGCGCAGGAGCAGCUCCCUGGGAAGAAGAACAUCUUUGUUGACUGCUCUGCCUCUCUGACACGCGUUACCCAUUGUGAAGAUGCAUGUCCCUGCUUGACUCCGGGACAUCCAGUGUAUUCCACUCUGCUACGGAGGUAUCUAGGUGGAGGUGGUAAAGCACCAUCUGAAACAUCUAUGGUGCCGGCUGCUUUAGAGAAUGUGGUGGCGGACCUCGUGGCAGAGCACAUUUCCCGUGGAGAGGAAUGUUCCUAUGCAUUUGUGAAGAACACCCUUCACACAGCUAUCCAGCAAUGGAAUGACGUGGUUGAGCAUGUCAGGGGAAAGGAUGUGAUGGAACUUCUGCAGCUUUGCGAUCUGACCCUGGACGAAGAUGACGCGGAGUCCCAUUUGGCAAAGAUCAACAAGCGUCUUUCCGAGGAGCUGAAACAUGCUGAGCGAAUAUGUCGGAAGUCUGGAUUUCUGAACCGGGCGAACCCGAAGCCCGGGAAGCAUCUCAGUCCUAAUCAUCCUCAACUUCUCCGAGUUAUUGAUUGGGUACAAAUGAUGAUCCAUCAGAAGAAAUAUCAUUUCCAGCUCAUCGGAAACUUCGAUCAGAUCUGGUCGAUGUGUUUUUUGCCGGCAAAGCAGACGCUGCAGAUGUCACUUCGGGAACCCGACGAACUCUCCAAGCGCAUUAGCCUUCGUCGGAUCAGACAUUGUGUGGAGCGUGUGCUGGGCAAGGAACCCACGGAGAAUUUGGAUGGACGUGGAGAAGUCAUUGCGAAGGACAUCUUGUGCGGCGACUCUGAGCAGAUGCAAAUUCCAGGAGGAUUUGGCGCGGCCGGCCAGCCGAACGAUGGCUGGCACCAGUAUCUCCACCUUCUCAACCGGAGCUAUUGUGCCGCGGCUGUUGGCUGGAGCAACAGCAUCCUCUCACGAAAGAAUGGCAAGCUCGUGUGGACAGCGUGGUUAAGCCGGGGUAUGAUCACGGAAGAACACGUGGCAAAGUAUCGAUUUGGAGGGAAUGUGGAACUCGUGCGGCAGCACCUCAAGAGCUCUAGGGACUCUAUGCAAGAGCUGCUUUCCCUUGUCGUGGCACCAGACAUGACCUCUGAUAAAGCAGAACUUGCCCAGCUGGAGGAUUUGAGGACAUGUCCAAUGCCGGGAGAACAGUGUUUGAUUUGGGCUAUCCAACCCCUGGAUGCUGCUGACGAUGUAUCAGGUCGACAGCCCUUGCCCCAAUGGAUUGCUACACCCGUGGAGAGGGCAGUAGCAAGAUGGGUGGAAGAGCAUCAGCGCUGGAUGGACAAGAUCGACCAGCGCCAAAUGGAUGGAAAACAAUUGACAGCACGGGCUCAGAAGGACUAUGAUGAGUGGUGUCAGCAUGCAUCAGAGGUUAGCAUGCUCUUCAGCAAAAGGUUGAUGGGUCUGGCCAAUCCACCUCGCAAAAAUGCCAAUCUAAGUCGUCUCAAGCAGGAGAUGUUCACGCUGACCCUGAACUUGAGCAUGGAUCCUCAUGAGCUACGACUCAGGGCAGGCUGUGGAGAACCCAGGAGGCUCAUGAUUUUGAAGGGGGAGCCGGAUGUGGGUGCGGACUUGCCGGAGUUUGUGAAUGAAGCGGUCGGCGAGGGCCUCGAGGAGGCUUUUGAGGAACAGCGUCUUCAUGAAGAAGAAAGCGGUGAUGAAUGUAUGCAUCCGGAUGAAAUCGAUGGGAAAGCUGAUGAGGACGAAGCUCUGUCCGAAUGCGAGGCACUUUUGGCAUGUGUGAAGUCGGUAUUGCAAGCGUAUAUGGGCAAGAACCAGCGCGACGCUGCUUGGCGGAUGCAGCUGCAGAAGGUCUUGACCGCUGAAGCUUCGCGUUGGGAGCUCCAAGAGCUCCAAGAGCAGCUCAGCGAGCUCCGCAGGCCGAACAGCAAAGCUGCGAUGGUCUUGCAGUGCUUGGAGGUGGUGUUGAUGAAGCUGCAGAGUGAGUCGCCCGCAAGGCUGGCGGCCCGUUUGGAGCUGCUGCUGGGCCCGGUCACGGAGCACGCGGCCUUGGAGAUUAAGGUGUGCAAAGAGCAUCGCCCCCGGCUGCUCGAUGACGUGGAGGUCCUGCAAGAACGACUGCGAGACUACCAAGAAAAGCUGAAAGUGAUGCAGCAGAGGCAGUUUGACCAAAAGGAAAGAGUUUAUCGCGAGUCCGAGAGAUCCCGCAGCAAGCUGGAAGAGGGCUUGCGAUUGAAGAAUCUGGAGGAGGAAGAGCUGCGCACCGCCGCGGAGUUGUAUCAGCUGGAGCAUCAGAAGUCUUGUGAGGUUGCCGAACUUCAGUCUCAGGAGCAGUCGACUCGACGACAACUGAUCUUCACAGAAAUGGAGGCGCUCACGGCGAAGCUGUCCAGGCUCAGGAAGGAGUAUGAGCUGGAGAAGCAAGCGCUGAGCAAGCUGCAACAGGAGGUGGCGCAAAUGGAGCACCAGAAACGCGUCGCAGCACUCCAGAUCGCUGACCUGCCUGAGAUGGAAGAGUGGGGGAAGCAGUUGGAGGCGAAGCGAGCCCGUCUUCAAGAAGAGAUGACGGUCCUUCUGGCACACGGCCGUCCGAGCACUCGCCGUGGUAGCAGCAAGGGCAGCAGCAAGACCAGGAGCAGUCUGAACACCAAGUUCUCGGUCACGUGA
Messenger RNA from Durusdinium trenchii, 4473 nucleotides. The record is from the annotation of a GenBank genome assembly. NCBI's taxonomy places the organism in Eukaryota, Dinophyceae, Suessiales, Symbiodiniaceae.